AGGCUACCAAAAACAAUUCCUGGCGUGGUACACGGUUCAAACAUCGGAAGUACGUAAGGGAUUGUUUCGCGAAAAACGAAGUGUCUUGGCAAAGAUUUUUUUGGAAAUUUACGUGAUUCACAAUAGAGAAGAAAUAUCCUUUCCAAAAUUGGAAACAUGAGCAGCCACACACUGCCCCCAGAGGGAGGGGGCGGCAAGGCUGGGGGUAGCCCUUCGGCGCCGGCCAGCCAGACCUCCACCCAACUCCCCAAGCAGCCCCAGCAGCCGCCCCCAACGCAGAAGGUUGUGGCCGAGAAGAAGCCCCAGGAGAAGGCCAAAGUAAUAGUGCAGCCGGUUCAUCCGCCCCUGUCCACGACGCUUCCACUGCUGAGACAGAGUGAUUCGCCGACUCUUGGGCAACAGCAGCAGCCAACGCCUGCCAUCAUUGAAACUACCGUACCUAUCAUCAAGCCAAGCAUUCCUAACCUGAAACAACAGGCUGUGCCCAUUCUAUCAGGGGUAGCGUCCAAUAAGCCUUUGCUGACCCCGAGCGUCCCAAUCUCCUACACCACCACCACCUCAACCGCACCGACCGCUACACCCGUUGCACACCCCCACAGCACCAGUUCUGCCACGCCCAACGCCCCCGCCAUAGUCACCACCCAAGCUCGGCCAGGGUACCAACCCCUGAGCGUUACCAUGACCACCGUGGUUCCGACAAGGAUCACGACUACCGUUGCUGCGACGUCAGGCGCUACAGCAUCGGCAGCUUCGGCUGUAGGCGUUGUCCCAGCCACCGGUGUCCCAGCCCAGUACAUCCCCACUGUUCAGAAGCUACCACCCAACUCACAAGCAGCAGAAGUACCUGGUCAUACCAAAGCAGGCGCCAUCCCCUCCUCACACCUGGUAGCAGGGGCGACGACAGUUACCCAUAGUAUGUUAACGGGACCGUAUAUCAGCGGUGCUCCUAUUGGGCUGCAGCUGCCACCAGGCACCCUUCCAUACUCCGCACACCUUCCCAGGGGAGCCACAUCAGCUAAUCUUGGUCUUGCUGCCACAGCCAAGUCUGGUAUCACUACAGCCCUGUUGACCAGAGCUGGUGUCCCUCAAGGCGGAGUUGUUAGCACCAGUACAUUUCCUCAGCAGCCCAUGUAUGGUUACUCUCGCCACCAUGCACCAGGUCAGGUCCAUCUCUUAACGCAGCGAGCCGGGUCACCUGGUGUCUUGGCAGCAGGAGCCCUCCCUCGGGCUGCAUCCCCGGCCAGUACUCUGGCUUCGUCACAGCCUCAUGAAUCACUAAGAUUGAUACCUCAUAUGAUCCCAUCAAGUCAAGGUUUGAAACCAGAUGGCUCUUCCCAGCAAACGAAGGUUGAACUCAAGAUGGUCAUCAAGAAGGAUACCACCAAACCCGACCCAGCCGCCAAGACGGACCCCAAACCUGACACGAGACCAUCAUCGCGGACAGACACCAAUGAUAAACCCGGAGACGUGAAGAAGGACGGGAAAGCGGAAGAGCGUGGGCAAGGAGUCAAGCUCGCCGUGGCCAUGGCGGCUCCUAAGGGUGCUUCAGCCCUGGAGAAGGAUCACUCGAGGGACGAUGUUGCACGAAGUGCCGCUGAGACUACCAAGGUAGAGAUGAGGGUAGAUGUCAGACCCAUGCACAGAGGUCCAACGGAGGUGAUGGGGCCGAGAUGGUCUGUACCGACUCAGAGGUGGGGUGGCAUCCCGUCGUCGGGGGCACCGGGUGCUCUACCAGGUCACAUGAUGACCCAGGUGGUCACCAGCGUCGGUGGUAUGGUUCACCCAAUCACGACUGUCCCUGCUGGUACGGCUAGCACAUCAUCGCACCAUAUGGUCAGGGCGCCCCCACCCACAACAUCAAGCACAGGAACAUCACAGCCCAGUUCAACUAAUUCAGGCAACAUUCCUGUUGCUAAAGUCUACCCCCGCCAGCAGCCCACUCCACAGGUCCCGCCCGCCCAGAGGUUCCCCAUGCUCUCGGACCAAACGGGACCCGCCUACAUCCAAAUGCACCGGAGCUCACCGGGUGUGACCACCAGUACCCCAUCCUCUACCCACCCUGCUACCAUCGCCACCACCGUACCGGUCACCCACACCACGCCCGCGGGGUCAACGGAGGUCAAGAUGGAGAGAUACGCCCUCUCGUAUUAUUAUCAUCCAGAAUUAGGUUACCAGCAUGCUGUAGCUAUGCAACAGUAUCCAGGUCGCCAUGGUUACAAUCCAAUCAUUAGACCGCCAGUUGAUGGUCAACACAGAUUACCUCUUCACCCCGGCUCAUCCCUCAAUCAGAACAGUCCCGUUGCAGCAGCACUGGCAGCCACGGCCCAUGCAGCCAAUAUGGUUGGGGCCCCCGGAAGGCCAGGCCAGCUGACAAUGAUGGUGGGAGCGGACCACAGGCGGCCUAUUGGCUUGCAGGGUAAUACUACCCCGGGGGUGCCCAGCACUAGUGUGGGGGAAGGAUCGGCUGAUGGCAGCAGCAUUCCUUCAUUCUCAAUGUCUCAGGUUCCUCCAGGAACUCUAGGGUUGACCCAGGGUCAGAUACCCACUUCCUCCUCCGCAGUCAAUCCAGGUGCUUCCCCUCGACCAAGUAUUCUCAGGAAAAGAAAUAACGAUGGUGCAACGAGUCGGAAACCUGUCAUGGCUAGUGCCAUCACAUCACAACCAGGGAGCCCAGGGGUCAAAGUUGAAAUUACAAGAAUACCUGUCACAAGUAAUUCACCAAAGCCAAGCGAUUCGCUACCAAGCAGUCAACACUCUGAAAACAGUAACGCAUCAGAGACAAGCACUGACACGGCUCCCCUUUCUACCGGUAGUGGUCCCAUAUCCACCGGGAGUGGCUCGAUCCGGAUCAAACAGGAAACGGAUACAAAUGGCCUGGACCUGGUACCGCUCGGGGGCUCUGCCUUGACGCACGAGAACAGCAUUAGUAGUUUGGCGCCCUCAGUAGCGAGUACGGAGGAAGUUGGCCCAUCGCCGAGGAAGAAACCGAGGAAACAGCAGCAUAUUAUUGCCACGGACCAUCCCAUGAUGCUGGAUGACCAGUCAACGGACGAUGAGAAAGAGACAAAACAGAAAGUGCCUUUCAAGCUUCAUAAAAAAGAGAAGAAGGAGAAGAAAAACGCAGCAAAAGCAGCAGCAGCGGCGGCGGCAGCAGCAGCCAAUGCAGAAGCAGAGGCUAUGAAGGUUGUACAGUUCUUCAAGAGACCAUGUCCAAGGUUGGUGGAUAGCUACAGACAGUCCUGGAAACCAGCUCAUAAUCAUUUUGAGAGAUACUCCGAUGUCAAACCCAAGGAAGAAAAGAAAGUUGGUAUUCAUGAAAUUGCCAAUCAGCGAGGUAUUCUAAAGAAGACAGAUGGCUGGAAAAUACAUCACAUUGCCUACCAGUUUGAUGAUUUAAAUACGAUGGAGAAGGAUUGUUACGAUGAAAUGAAGUCCAUGAAAGAUGGGUUAUUGGGGCUAAACAGCAAACUGAAAGAAUCAGAAACGCAUAAACUCUCCGAACUAGUACAGGGAUCGAUACAAAGAAGUCAAUAUGUGAUGGAAUACUUAGAGGAAGCCAAAGGAACAAUACUUAAGAUGCUGGACCACAAGACCAAGGUUGCUGGUAUAGUUAAGAAACACGCCAACAAGAGGCACGUCAAGAAAAAGCACAGUCCUUGAAAUCCGAUGUUGCGUAGUUGCCAAGAACUUUCUCACACCACGGAGCAUCAUUAUUAUUUAUAGAUGGGGUCGGAGUCUAUUCAGGCCUGGAGAACGUUUCAUGAAAGGACUUGAUGGACGUUUUAUCUGAUAAUGACCAUUGUAACAGUGCUUCUCGUCCAAUCAAAUCCAGGAAAGUUGUCAGAUCAGACAACUUGUUAGAUGACAGAUGUUGAUGGAGUGCUCCACAGAUAGCUUGAACAAGGGUCAUUGCGGUCAAGUCGAGCAUGGAAUAGUAGAAACGGAUGUAACGUUGGAAGACGUACCGGCUUUGCUGCAAUUAUUGAAUGCCAGCGAUCCCCUAAGAUUGAACAGCCGUUCCUGAUGAAAACCUAUGCCUGAUGAACUCCUUGAGAGCGUUUCAUGAAAGGCUUUGUUGGAUGUAUUAACAGAAGAAGUUACCAUGGUGACAGUAAGCAACCUGUGCUUUUCAGCCAAUCAAAGCAAAGGAAACUUGUCAGAUCUGAUUAUGAAACACUGCCCUGGGUCGCAUCUAUGGAGCCGUUGAAUCCUCUGAAUGGUGUUGAUAAAGAGAGUAAAGUGUCAAUAAUAUGGCCCGUAUUCUGAACUCAGGUUGAAUUUAAACUCUGAUUGAAAGGUUUGCUUUAAUUAUGGAUAGCCAAUAAUGACGUUAAUCCUAUAUAUACACUAAAAGGUUGAUUUGUCAGCAAAUUUGGCGCUCUCUUUGUUCACAUCUCUCUUGAAAUAAGAUCUAAAGUAGUUUUCUUCACCACAUAGGGAAGAUCCCAGUAAACACAAGCAUUAUAGUGUCAAAAGAUUUUUUUUACUUUUUUAGCUUUCCAUAAUAUUAGGUCUGACUUAGGCUGGGGUUUUGUUUUAAAAUAUGGGGUUAUGUGUCCAUAUACUCCCUGACCCAAGGCUAGUCGUUAUUUCCACAAAUCUUUAGAUGCAGCCUGUCUCCAUUCGGGUACCUAGAGUCAGGGUAAUAAUGAAAGUCAGCACCUUGAGUACUUAGCAUUUUCCACAUGUGCGCUCAAUGAAUUGCUUCAUUAUUAUUAUCAUUACCGUAUUUAUCAGAAGCAAAGUUAAAGGCCACCGCACACCAUACGAUUGGACUGCAACCUGAUUUUCAAAGAAUAUGUGAUAAAAUACGAUGCAAAUAUUGAGACGUCAAGCUUUUUAAAGCUUUAAGUCAUUGUACAAAUCGUGAUGUUUAAAUUUGUGACUAUACUCUCAAUGAUAACAUAGCAAUCAUAUGUAUGACUGGCUUAGAUUUGAAACCAAUUUGGCCUUUUCUCCAAACUUAAGGGCUUUGCAAUCAUCCAAAAUUACAGUUAAUUUAACCUGUAAUUGGACAGAUUCUUUUUCGUUCACAUUUUCAGAAAAUAGGCGAAAUGCAGUUUGCACCAGAGUUAUGUUGUGGACCAGUGGUAAGGUGUGCGGAGUCCUUCAGAGUAAAGGUCUGUUUGAAGAACGCUAGGGUAUCAAGAUUGAGUCACUGAAGGCCUAUAGCUUAGAAGAUGUUAACAUGUAUUGCACGUUCUGAUCUGAAAUAAUGCUUCGAUGUUUAUUUCAUAUAUGGAAAGAUGACUUAUGCAAAGUCUUCUGUAGACGUAAAUACGAUUUUUAGAGAUCCAGAUUUAGAGAUGAAAUAUACAGGUUUAUGCUUCUUAAUUUCAACCAAUUAGUUUGCCCUUAUUUUUUACAAAGAGAAAGUUUUCAUGUUCUCACGAUAGAGCUCUAAGCCACACCUAUUCUGGGUGACGUAGUAUGGUGCAGCUGGCUUUCCAUAGAUUUAUUUCAAUCUAUCACACCUAACGGAGAUAUGAUCAACUGUAUGUAGUAGGAAAGCAUGAAUGCUUGUAAAGUCCACCGCAGACCAUACGACUGCUCCACGACCCGACCCGCAUUUUGCUCUUUUUCUAAAAAUGUUAAUGAAAAAUAUAUGUUUAUAUUUAAGGUUCAAAUUAGCAUAAGGAUAUUAAUAUCAUAGAUUUGGAUGACUGCAAGCAUUUAUUUUGGAGUAAACACCAAAUUGGUUUCAAAUCAUAGCCAAUCAUACAAAUAUCAUGACAUCAUUAUUACUUGAUAUCAAAUUUAAUUUCAUUCUAAUAGGGAUAAUGAUAUAAUCACAGAUGUUUACAUAGGUAUUCAUUCGUAAAUUGAUUUAGAACAUUACACAGUAAGAUAUUCCAUGUCUCAAUUGUGGAUAAAAAUUUGUGACGGUUUAUUUCAAAUUCGAGUCGCAGAUCGUAAGGUGUGCGGUGGCCUUAAGCAGUCAUCC
Messenger RNA from Lytechinus variegatus (green sea urchin), 5944 nucleotides. RefSeq names its product histone deacetylase complex subunit SAP130-A-like. Gene Ontology annotation, biological process: negative regulation of transcription by RNA polymerase II. Lineage: Eukaryota; Metazoa; Echinodermata; Echinoidea; Temnopleuroida; Toxopneustidae. Gene Ontology annotation, cellular component: Sin3-type complex. The transcript has 18 exons. Bases 157 to 3660 code for a protein of 1167 amino acids. The record is from RefSeq and is a predicted model, not a curated record.